Cryphonectria parasitica EP155 is the source of this 723-nucleotide messenger RNA. RefSeq lists its product as uncharacterized. Lineage: Eukaryota; Fungi; Ascomycota; Sordariomycetes; Diaporthales; Cryphonectriaceae. The transcript has 2 exons. Bases 1 to 723 code for a protein of 240 amino acids. The record is from RefSeq and is a predicted model, not a curated record.
AUGACACAUUACGAAACCGAGAAUCACGGGGCAGGCUCUGUCUCCCAUACAGUCUCAGCCUCCAUCAACCACGAUAAUCACCAGGAGCAACACACUUCCUCCUCCUCCUCGUCCUCAAGAGAACGCUGCCGCGCCUCCAUCGAGCUCCAGCUCACGACCAUCGCCACCCACAUCCGCCAAAACCACCUCCGCCCUCUCCAGUGGACCUGCUGCCAGUGCACCAAACGCCAGCAGUACCGCGCCGAGGCCGCCGAUGUGAUGAACAGCUUCCGAUGCAUCGACCCGUCGUGCGGCAUCUCCGAGAAGGGGUUCCGGCUGUAUCGCGUGCACGACAUGUGCGGUGGAUGCCAGGUGUUGGUGGACGAGCGGGCGACGACCACGCGGCGGGAGCUGAAGAGGAAGAGGGAAGAGGUCCGGGGACGGUUGAGGAGGUUGAAGAAGGAGUGGGAGAAUCUUGAUCAGCUGAUUGGAUUUGAUGAGCAGGAGGCGUGGAGGAUUGAGAGGGGGCUGGAAGUGAAGGAGGAGAGGGAGGAGGAGGAAAGGAGGGAGAGGGUGAGGAGGGAGAUGCUGGAGAGGGACAAGGAGAAGGACGAGUAUGAGAUCUACUUGGAUUAUGAGGGGGGAGAAGAGAGUGACGAGGGUCUCAAGCCUCGAAGGAAGCAGAAAUUCAAGGACUUGUUGAAGAAAGGCAAGAUCCGGACUCUAAUGUCGAUAAGAAAUUGA